CUGUCAUGCUGCGAGCGACCCCAUCGACAUCUUCGAUACAAAACAUCCAGCGUGGGCCAUCAGCAAGGUCUGCCAGCAGUGACGGUCUACCAUCACAACCCUCUGUCCUGAAGUAUGGGCAAGAAUAUUGGUUUCCUGCGUCAGUUAUAGCUCGGCGAUGCUCAAAAAUGGCGCUCUCUCAUCAGUGCUGAACACAGUCCUGUCUCGUUCGCAAACUCAUAAACUAGACAUCACCAUAGACUUCGAUUUUACUUGCGACCAAAAUGAUUCUGUGCUCGAGCUUCAAGGAAACGUUUGGGCCGCUUUGACCGCUUAUGCAGAGCGCUGGAAGAAGCUCAACCUUUCUCUUAGUCAAUUUGAUAUGUCGGAGCUGCUCGGUCUUCGUAGUCGUCUUUCGUCGCUCAAGGAGUGUGUUCUUCACUGCUACGAAAUGGGACCGAGAUGGGAAUCUAUGAUCGAUGCCUUCCAACAUAGCCCCGAACUGACGCACAUGGAUUUGCAAGGCAUGGCUCCAAACACAUUUGUUCCGUUUACUGCUCCAAACCUUGAAAGCUUCAAGUACCGAGUCGAGAUAUGUGAUGGUGAAGAAUGGAAUGAUGGCGACGGGAUACCCCUUGAAUAUUUCUUCAACAUCAUACGGAACUCACCAAACCUCGUAGCGCUCGACGUCAUCUGCGAGUAUUCGUCUUAUGACACUGUUUCUCCCCGUAUCGUAAAACCUCUGCUGUCCAAGUUGGCGGUCAAUAACACUGCCUUCCUUCGCAGUCUUUUGGUACCAGCUCUGAAGGAAGCAACUUUGACUACGGACUUCUAUGACAGCGAGCGUGGGCAACCCGGGUCUCCAACGGAUUUCCUUGCUGAUUUCCAUGAUCUGCUUGUCGAAUCGCGUUGCUCCACUCUUAGUUGCCUAGCCAUAUCCAUUAACCUCCUCAAUCAGCAUCUUCUCUCCAUCCUUCAAUUGACGCCCGCACUUAUCUCAUUCAAGCUACACCAAUAUACCUGGAAAGAUCAGUAUGAUGUGGUUAUGCAAGAAUUCGUCGUUCAACUCACGAAUGCGGAAGCGUUUCUACCUCGUCUUGAGGAGAUUGACUUGAAUCUGCCAAUCUGUCGGGGAGUGGAUAUUUAGUUCGCCGAUUGCGCAAUGGUGAAUAUGGUUGCAGCUCGGUGGCAUCGUUCGUUACGAAAGUUUUACCUGGUUACGGAAUUUGCCAGGUUUUGCAAUUUGGGUGCAGAUAACAUCGAACAGUUGGAGGCUUUUAAAGCCGAGGGACUUGAUGUAUCUCUUCUUGGUGUAGGCAUGUACAUAUCCCCUCGAUUUCCGUCAUUCUCUUGACCCCGCCAACCCCUGUAUCAUCUUAAUUCAACAAAGUAAUGACGUGAGGGAUAUUCUGUCGCCUACUGUGUUAUUGAGCAUGUUUGUAUAGCAGCGAAUGUAACAAUUCUAUGAUCCAUUGCCAUAGAAAAUCC
Molecule: messenger RNA, 1467 nt
Organism: Desarmillaria tabescens
Lineage: Eukaryota; Fungi; Basidiomycota; Agaricomycetes; Agaricales; Physalacriaceae
Exons: 1
Coding region: 158-1126 (322 amino acids)
Source: RefSeq, a predicted model, not a curated record